AUGGCUCUCGCCAAACCCUCUCCGACGCUAUACGUAUCCAACCUAGAGACCAAGACGAAGAAACCUGAAUUGAAAGCUUCUUUGUAUUCCCUCUUCACACCUUAUGGACAAGUAAUCGACAUCGUAGCGAAGAAACACGGUGGAGGAAGGGGGCAGGCAUUCAUAGUAUUUGCCGAACAGGCUUCUGCUACCUCUGCGUUAAGAGGGUUGAGUGGAGAGUUAUUCUACGAUAAGGAAUUGUCAAUAUCAUACGCCAAAUCACCCUCCAACACCACCCUCUCCCGCCAAGACCCCUCCCUGUCCCGAGAGAAGGCAGCGAUGGAAGCUGCCAAAUUGGUCGUAUCGAAUGCUCAGGGUGAAUACGAGCAGUUGGAGAAAGAGCGUGAGGCGGAUGAAGCUGCUCUCAGGGGAGAAAAGAGGGAUUUGGAUACGGAGGAGAACGAUGGUGGUGAAGGGAGAGAUUCAAAGAGGCAGAAAGGUAAUGAUGAAGAGGAGGAAGAAGAGGAGAUGGAGUUGGAUGAUGACGAGGAUGAACAAGAUAAUCAUCCUUCCCUUAUAUGUACGAACCUACCCCCCGAAUGUAAUUCCGAUAUAAUGUCAGCGUUGUUCUCACAAUACACCGGAUUCAUCUCGGUCACCUCAUACAACUCGCCCAUCCCCAAAUCUCAUCCAACACCUAACAAAGGUUCCAAAUCUUUCUUGGUAAAAUUUGACACCGCAGCAAACUCAAAGAAAGCUGAAGAGGAGACGAAAGGGUAUUUGAUGCAACCGGGUUGGGAGAUGGGUGUCUCUUCGAAGUAA
This is a messenger RNA of Kwoniella botswanensis, 801 nucleotides long. RefSeq lists its product as uncharacterized. NCBI's taxonomy places the organism in Eukaryota, Fungi, Basidiomycota, Tremellomycetes, Tremellales, Cryptococcaceae. The record is from RefSeq and is a predicted model, not a curated record. Gene Ontology annotation, molecular function: mRNA binding. The transcript has 5 exons. Bases 1 to 801 code for a protein of 266 amino acids.